This is a messenger RNA of Podarcis lilfordi (Lilford's wall lizard), 17129 nucleotides long. Lineage: Eukaryota; Metazoa; Chordata; Lepidosauria; Squamata; Lacertidae. The record is from the annotation of a GenBank genome assembly.
GAGACGCCGCGCCGGGCCCCGUUCCCGAAUGUUGACAGCGCUUCCUCUCUCCCCCCCCCCCGCCAGCCCUGCGCGCGCUCACCUCCCUGUUGCACGUGACCUGGUUUCGCUUCUGCAAGGGGCGGCGGCGUUCGGCAGGCAGGACCCGAGGGCGGCUUCCCCUCUUCCUCCCGCUUCUCCCCGGGCGCGGCGCGGGUGACGGUGGCGAUGGGCCCGGCCGCGCUCUUGCUGCUGCUUCCCGGCGCUCUGCUGGGCCUGUGCUCCGUAGGGAGCGGCUGGGAGGAAAGUGCCUCGGGAGGCCGGCGCCGCCCUCUGUCGUGGGAGCUGCUGGAGGCGGCGGACCUGGCGUCGCUGGGCUCGGGGCUCGCGGGGGACCUGCUGGACGCGCAGCUGGAGCCGGAGUGCCGGGAGCUCUUGGCUGCCUUCGCCAACAGCAGCGCCACGCUGACGGGCUGCCUUGCGCGGAGCGCUCGGCCUGUAAGGCUCUGCCAGAACUGCUACCGCCAGUUCCGGGACGCCACGGAGCAGUACGAGAACAUCGCCCGGGUCGUCGGGGUGCGUUUUCCUUCGCGUGCCUUUCGCGAGCGCCUGCUGCAGAAAGACGGGGCAGGGCUGGGGCAGGUGGGCGCGGGGACGGAGCUUCCAGGGUCUCCUAGUGUGUCUUGCGCUUCUGAUAAACCAACUAAAAACCCUCUGUGGCGUCUCAAAAAGAGCCCAUGGGAGAUUUUGCCAUAAAACGCUUUAGCUUUUUUGUUUUUGCUGUUACGACAAACGUGGUUUCCCCUCUGGGAAAGAGUGUUUCUGAUGGGUUGCAAUAAGGAGUUCCUCUUGCUUUCUGUGAAGCUGUAGGCUUAUUGGAAACUUAUUUGUCUUUGGCCAAACAAAAAACAACUAACCAACAGCAACCCAUACUGUAGUUCCCAGAAUGAAAGUUCUCCCAGACGGUAACAGUGGGGAAGUAUUCUGGCAGUGGGAUCCUAAGCAUGUCUUUCUGGAGUAAGUUUUAACUGAAUUCGGUGGCCCAUACAAGUUGACUUAAGAUUGAAGGCUUAGCUGGGGCCUCCUCCCUGGUUGCUGUGGGAUGAAACCAGAGGCCUGCUUUUUACAGGGACUAUGAAGUGAGAACAGUAGCAGCUUGUUCUUCUACCUUGAAAGGUUAAAAGUGGAGGAGGGAAGGUCUCCGGUUUGCAAACUGAUAUGUUUACCUAUAUCCUUACACUCAUUUUUGCUCAUGCUGAUACAUGGUGCCUGAUGGAGUUAAAAGGUAUACCAGUUGCAGCUUAGUGGACUAGCUGGAUUUGACAACUAGCUGGGCAAGACAGACUGAAUACAAACACAAAAUUAAGGCACACAUGAGCAAGCUAUGUGUUUGCAGCUUUCCUUUUUCACAGAAAAUCUGAGGCAGGCCUGCACCACUUGUGUCCCACCCAAGCUAAGUACUUCUCCUCAACCAUAUAUUGUGGCCUGUUGAAUGCUUCACAUUCUCUGUUUUAGCAGCCCCAGGCAAGCACAAAAACAGGAGAGCUAUUGAAUCCUUGGUGGGGCAUCAUAGAUGACCAUUGAGCUAUAUUCAGUUUGGUGGGACACAAGUUAUGCAGGAUCUGAAAUAAGAGUCAAGAACAAUCUAUUGAAAACUUGUCUGUAUCUGGAAAAUGUUUGUAGUUUUGUUAGCCUCUUCUAUAUAUUGUCUGUGAAGAGACCAGUCACUACUUUGGCUCAGCAGCCACUUGAAAGGAAACAAGAAGUGGCCUGUAAUAGCUGGAAAAGAAGUAUAGGUCUGACUAAUUCUGUCAUUGAAUUUCAGUCAGUCACAUGUGGGAAAAAUCACUUCACUGGGGAGAAGAACACAUGGAAAAUAUUGAUUUGGGAUUGAGUACUUGUGUGUGCAUUCUGCAACUUCUGCUGUUGGAAAUCUGCCUUAGAGGGUAUGACCUCUUCCACAGUGGAAGGGCAACUCUUCCUCUUCAAAGUAAAUAUAGGUUCUUGCUCUUGACUUGUGGAUGAGGCAAGAUUGGAUCACAGCUAACUGUAAGGCCACAUUUUACAUUUCCUUACAGUAAGAAAAGUGUAAUUCUUGGAGGACUUUACCUCUGCAGGAUGUUUGCUUUUGUUUUAUUUACUAAAUAUAUACCUCAUUCAUCAACUAUAAGAAUUCCUAGAGCAGCUAACAAGUUAAAAUCAUGAAGUAUUUAUGUAUAGUGGUACCUUGGUACUCGAACGGUUUGGCUUCCGAAUGCCACAAACCCGGAAGUAAGUGUUCCGGUUUCCAAGUUUUUUUGGAAGCUGAAAGUCCCCCACUGCUUCAGAUUGAGCACAGAAAGCUUCUGCUGCCAAUCAGAAGCCGCGCUUGGUUUUUGAAUGGUUUUGGGAGUCGAACGGACUCCCAGAAUGGAUUAAGUUUGAGGACCAAGGUACCACUGUAUGUUGAUACGGUGGUACCUCGGGUUGCAAACACCUCAAGUUACAAACACCUCGGGUUACAGACUCCACUAACCCGGAAGUAGUACCUUGGGUUAAGAACUUUACCUCAGGGUGAGAACAGAAAUUGUGCGGCGGCGGCAGCGGGAGGCCCCAUUAGCUAAAGUGGUACCUCAGGUUAAGAACAGUUUCAGGUUAAUAACGGACCCCCGGAACGAAUUAAGUUCAGAACCAGAGGUACCACUGUACUUUGGCUUUAAGUUUGUAGGGUUUUAAAAGCGGAUUAGACACACUGAUGGGGGAUAAGAAUAUGAGUUACUACUAGCCAUGAUAGUUGUGUUUUCCUUCUACUGCUGGAGGCAGCAUACCUCCAAAUGCCAGUUGCUGGGAAUCACCAGUGUGGAGAGUACAGUGGUACCUUGGGUUAAGUACUUAAUUCGUUACAGAGGUCCGUUCUUAACCUGAAACUGUUCUUAACCUGAAGCACCACUUUAGCUAAUGGGGCCUCCCGCUGCUGCCACGCCGCCAGAGCACGAUUUCUGUUCUCAUCCUGAAGCAAAGUUCUUAACCUGAAGCACUAUUUCUGGGUUAGCGGAGUCUGUAACCUGAAGCAUAUGUAACCUGAAGCGUAUGUAACCUGAGGUACCACUGUAGCAUGCUCAGGUCCUACUUUGGGGCUUCCCAUGAGCAUCUGGUUGGCCGCUGUGAGAACAGGAUGCUGGACCAGAUGGGUCAUUGGCCUGAUCUGGCAGGCCCUUCUAAUGUUUUUGUAAAAAUAAAUUAAAAUCUGCAAUGAAAAAGAACAAUAAAAAAAUUAAUAGCAAAAGUUCCCUCAGAAUAGCCAUAAAAGCUCAUUUAGCUGCUUAAAGAGAAAUAACUUCUCUUUAUUAGCUACGAUUAUUUUAUCAUUAUCAACAGUCAUCUACAGUAGGAUGUCCCACCAAGGAUUCAAUUGUUUUUGGUGCUGUCUUGUACUGCCAGACCAGAAUGUGAAGUACCUGUCAGACCACAGUUUAUGGUUGAUGAUCUGUAUGCAGCUUGGGUGGACCACAAGUUGUGCAGGCCUGCCUCAACCUGAAAAAAUAAAAAUGUUUUCAUUUGCCAUCUAAAUUACAGUGGGUGCCUGAUGAGUUUUCUUGGGGAGGACACUGAAGCAGUCAUUGAAAAGGUGCUCUCUCUGGUUCCUAGGUGCUUAUUAUAACAGUGUCCAGGCAGACCAUUGUGGGAGAAUGUUGUCUAGCUAAUGCAGAUGCUAGUAGGGGGUUCACCCUUUUGAUUAUUGCCCUGAUCGAGAAAACUCAGCCUAUGGAAAUUUCAGGUUUAGCCAUCUGAAAUAAUCUUUUCCACUCUGAGCAAUUUGAACCUGGAAAGUUGUAAAUAAAAUUAACUUAUGCCCUGCCUUUUGGCAAGUUCCCUCAAUGUCACUUACAAAGCAAAUCCAUAUAAAACAUAAUAAUUAACAUAUAAAAUAAAACAACCCAUACAAACCCAUAAAAAGAACAACAAAAUGGCAAAUGAACAGCAUGAUUAAGAAUAUUAAGCAGGAACAACCAAAGAUGGGAAAUGGAAUUGCUGUGAGUGACAGAUCACAAAUAUGAGCUGAUACGGACAGACCCUUAAGCUGAGGUCCUCAAACUUUUUAAACUGCUGCCAAGUAGGUGUAAUGGACCAAAACUAACAAGAUUAAAUCAGUCUAAGCCUAGCACUCCAACUUUGCUGGUUUCUGGAUUGUAAUGUAAGCUAAAGUCAGUGGUUUAAGUUUCCCUUUUUCUGCUUGUGCACUGUUUGUAGGGCCUUCGUGGAGGGCCUGUCUCUCAGUGGUGGAGCAUAGGUACUGGCUUUAGAAGAUCCCAGGUUCAGUUCGUAGUUGAAAGAAUCUCAGGCAACAGGUUUGGGGGAAAUCUUUGCCUGAGACAUUGAGGAGGUGGUGCCAGCAAAGGCAACAUAGGGCUAGACAGAUCUGGGUUGGUAUAAGGCAGAUUCCAGAGUUCUCCUUAGAAUAUACUUAAGACUGAUUUGGGCAGCUUAUAGUCAAAACAGCAUUCUAGCUCAGUCUCCCCCAUCCCAGUACUCUACAGAUGUUUUGGACUAUAAAUCCCAUCAGUCCCAGCCCAGCGGUCAAGAAUGGUGGGAAUUGUGAUCCAGAACAUCUGGGGAGCACCCAGCUGGGGUAAGCUGUUCGUGUUUCUUCCUUUCUUUUGCUGUCCUGUUUUUCUUGUCCCAUAAUUAAAGUAUUAUAUGGAGUAUUUCUCCUUGCCUGCAAGAGGCAGGUUGGCUCCCUUUUUUGAGUCAUCUUCAGUUAUUUCCUCUGUGUACACUUUGGAGGAGUUGCUUGUUAAGAUACCAUGGUCCGAAUGACUAUAAUACACACACACACACACACACACACACACGUAUACGUAUAUGUAUAUGCAUAUGUAUAUGUAUAUAUGAAUGUAUAACAAUCUCUCUUUGUCCCUUUCAGAAUGUUACCAAGAGUAACCCUUGUGCCAAAAGUCUCUUGAUGUCGGAUAGACUGCAGAUAGUUGUGGUCCUGGAUAAGUUUUUUAAUGACACAUGGCAAAAAGCAAACUGUGCAAGUAUGUACUCUGUCUACUUUAUUGCUGAAUAUCUGCGUUGUGCAUAUUUACCUGAUUUCUUAUUUUCAAGCUACCUGUCCUGGGAGUAACCAAGUCCUUAAUAAUAUGCAAUGAAGAGAGAGUAACUCCCUAUCCAUAUAAUGGUCCCACUCCCAAUUGUCCCCAGUCCAACAUUUUGGGCUAGGGAAAGGGAGGACCACCUACUUGGCAACGGUGUUAAAAAUCUGCAAGCAGAGAUGCUAUUUGUCUUGUAACUUAAAGGAGAACAGUGAUGAUUGGGUGUUCCUAAAUCAUCCACAUCUGAGAACAUCCUUAGACUACCUGUGAAUUUGAGCAUCGGUAUGAAAAUAAAAUGUAUGGAUAAGAAAAGAAAAGCAGAAAUGAGCAAGAUCUCAAAUAUGAAUAUCCCUUAGCCAAAAACAACCUUCUGGAAGCAGUUGCUGGGAUAUAUUGACAUUUGUCUUCUUUCACAGGUUGUUUAAAGAACAACAGUGAAGGCUUAUCGAAUAGUACAGAGAUGUUCCUGGCCUUAUUCAAUGAAUCAUUGGCAUGCUUUGAACACAACCUCCAGGUAUCAGUACCUGUUUAUGUAAGGGUACAGUUGAGCCCUCUAAUUGUGUAGUAAAAAUGUUUUUGGUGGGCUUUUUUUUUUCAGAGCAAAAUGCGGCGAAUGUAAUUCUCAAACUCUUAUGCAGUUUAGGCAGGUAGAACAAUUAUCUAUAAAACGCAGGUGUUCACAACUGGGAGAACAAAAUGCAUUCUAAUUAAUGUUCACCUCCAUUUCAUAUGCAAUUAUGGCGCUGUUUUGGUCUCACAAUAGUUGGUAAUUAUAUAGGAAGAGUCGUGUAAUCUCUGCAUAUAGUAAAUCACUUUCUUUCCUUAUUCUGGGCCUUGUCACCUCUUGAUUUAACUAUAUGGGUUUUCUGUUGUUUUGUUAUAGUAUGAGUUUAUCCAUAGCUGAAUACAUUUAACUGAAUGCAUUUUUGAAAGUUGGGUUUUAACAUGUCUGCAAAUGAGUCGUGAAAUCUUUCUAAUCUGGUAUCAUUGGGAUGUUGCAAUGGCUGCCUUCUAGAAAAUGAUCCACCUUAAGUUCAGUGCAAUUGUGCAGCCAGGUUUAGGGUUUUAUAUUGGUUUUCCACCCUAAGCUUUAAUUUAGAUCAGCACAAAAUAAAUAAAUAGCGUAAUUGAUAGCAAUGGAGCUGUUUACAUGAUAGUAAAAUUAAGGCCACAAGACUAAAAUGCUUUUAUUGGCUUUCAAUUAGGUGUUGUUCAACACUAGUCAUACUCAAGAACAGACGCAUUGAAAUUGGUUAACUUAAGUCCAUUGAUUUCAGUAGGUCUGUUUUGAGUAUGGCUAACAUUGGAUAGCAUUCUAGGCAAUUAAUGUGGAAUUGCCAUGGUUCCUCCACUCAUGGGGCACCCACACAAUCCCAUUAUCCAAUCAUUUCCCUGUAUUUUCCAUGUGGUCCUUUUUUUUUUUACCCUUUGAGGAGCUGACCUCCAAGUCAUGCAACAGUGCUUUGCAAAGGCUGUUCCAUUUCAAAAGUGUUUUGCCAUGCACCUUGUGGAGGAGAGGUGUUGGAGAAUUGCUUCCCCAAAAUCUCUUUAGGUGUGCAGAGCAUAGUACUUUAGACAUUUGGCAUGAAAGAAUGUAUACCUGGAGUAUGGCCGCUUUAGGAUUGCAAUGAUUAGCAAAGCUCCAAUUUAAGAUUUCAAAUACAUGUCAUUAUUUCAACUGACAGCUACAUCUUACUGCUAAACUCUUGUUUGAAAUAAGUUCCCUUUGCUUUCUUUAGAAAGCACUGCCAGAUAAGUGUGCUUAGUGCCUUAUGCCUUCAUAAUGUUGGUUGCCUGCUCAAGAUUGUGUGUGUUUAUAAGAUCCUGGUAGCUACUCUUUGUCUACAAUCACAUUCUCACUGAUGGAAAAUGUAGAGAGUUUCCAGUGCAUGCCUGUCUGUCUCUUUUCUCUUCUUUUUUUAUCGAUGAUCCAAGUAUCAAAUGUUAAAAUGUGCUGUUGUGAUGGGUUCUGCGAUACCAAAACAAGCCACCUAUUGUUGAUGUACAGUCAUUAGCGUAACUGCUUUGCAUUUAUGUUGGAAUAGUCAGUAGCUAUUGAAUAAUGAGCGUUGUCAGCGGGUGGUAAAUGAAAAGAAUAGCACAAGUUGGACAAAAAUGGAUAAACUGACAGCUUGAAAACAUACAAAUGAAGUUCACCCAGAGCCUUGCAAAUAAGCCUCUAUUUAGUGCAUUUUGAAGUACAACAUGUCUCCUUCGUCUGCCUUUUCUGCCUAGCUUUGUCUUAACUUAACUGUUUCCCUCAUUUAAGCUGACUCAUCAUUUUCUCUUUGGACACCAUCAUAUGACAAAUGUUUUUGUUUUGUGAGCCACCCAGACAGCUUAUAUACAGUAGCCACCACAAAACAUACAUUCACUUAAUGAAUAAACAAUAUUGGAAGGAUUUGACUUUCACAGAUCCUUGCCUUUGAUAUUAAUGGGAUCUGGUUGGCCUUGCAGGAUCGCCAAAUUAAAGAGUUAAACAAACCCACCCAGACAGCUAAAGCUUUAUUUUCAUCUCCCUUCUGGUUUUAUGAAUGGACAUGGCAGAGAAAGACUGGUUUUGGUGUAAUCUGGGAAGCCUUUAUCUGAAAACCUGAGCCAGUUUUCAUUUAUUUUUUUUCGAUUUGUGUGAUGCUUAAGAAUCUGCUGGAUUCCAUAUCCAUCUUUUGUAACACUUAAUUUCCUGGUUGAAUCUAUAGCGGCAGGAGGACAACGCACCACCAGGUAACUACACAGAAGUAUGCAAGAAGUGCAAUGUCACGUAUGAAAAGUUAAAUGCCAUGUACAACGCGAUGCAGGAGAGUGAGAAGAAAGGUGAAUCUGAAGAGCAGGCCCAUUUGUGCAUUGAUGUGGAAGAUGCAGUAAGUUUUCCUUCCCUUCAUUUCAUGUUACGCGCCCCCUACUCCUUCAUAUUGCCCACUGUCCUUUCUGUAAUGUUUUAAAAUGUAAAAAUUUAAGGUUUUAUUGCCUUUCAAUCUCAAUUUGGUUUGUUAAUAACUGCAAUAGAGCGUUCCUAGCCUCCGAUCAGCACUGCUGGAAGGGGAUGGGAUGAGGCAGAGCACAUGCUGCCGCUCGUGGCUGCGUCCACACAAAUGCGGAUGAUUCUCCCUGAUGACUUAAGACCUGGAGUUUCCUUCUUUCUAGAUGAAUAUUACGCGAAGGCUUUGGAGCAUGACUUUCAACUGCUCCGUCCCCUGCAGUGAUACAGUGCCAGUGAUUGCAGUUUCGUCCUUCAUUCUCUUUUUGCCAGUUGUUUUCUACCUCAGCAGCUUCCUUCACUCGAAGCAGAAAAAACGUAUCCUGUUUCUGCGUAAGUAAAAUCAAUUCAUUAAUUUAUUUUUUUUAAAAAGGAAUCAGUGGUGAUGAAAAGAUCGCCUGCAAGUUGCAUUUUUGUAACAAGGCUGCACCCACAGCACAUGCAGUGCAGCCAUUCCAGCCAGAUGUGAAUAAUUAGGACCUGAAGUUGUAGCCAACUAACUAUUGUUUUGAGUAGACUCGUUGAAAUUAACAUUCACGACUAGCUCAAGUCCAUUAAUUUCAAUGGAUCUACUCUUGAGUAAGACGUAGUUGAAAACAAACCAGUGUCUCUGCCCUUCUGGCAUCCUGGUGUGCCCCUGGGUGACUUAGAAAACCAACCAAGACACCAGUGAAGGAGUGUGGGUGGAAGUGGAGGUGCAUUGAACCAAGCAAGCUCCUUAGGAUCUGGCUGCCUUUCUUUCUUGCCAGAAGGCUGGUGUGAGCAGUGAGAGUUUGCAUCGACCCCUCUGAGCCAAAGCACCGGGGUGGAAUUCAGCAUAACACUAAGUGUGUGCACAGAAUGAGGUCCAUGGUGCAUUGAGAUUGUUCAGCUUUCUUCUUCCCACAUGCAUACCCCCUAAAUAAUAAUAAUAAUAACAAUAAUAAUAAUAAUAAUUUAUUUUUUAUACCCCACCCAUCUGGCUGGGUCCCCCCAGCCACUCUGGGCGGCUGCCAACAAAACACUAAAAUACAAUAAACCUAUUCUGCAUUUCUCCCGUUCUUCAGAGCAGAUUUAGGGGGGCAUGCAUGGGUUUGCAGGGUGGGGGUUGGAGUCCUGUUGCACAAGCAGACAUCCUUCCAUGCAGGCAACAACUUAGUUGAAUCCCACCCUUGGACUUCAGUGGCUGGCCAGAUGGUAGUAGCCAAUGGCUGAUAAUGAAGCAAGCCCCUCUUGUUUUUUAUAAGGCAGCGGAUGGUAUGGUUCAGGAGCUUAAUGCCUGCAGGUCAUGGUUGCACCAGGGGAUAUGCCGUCUGAGGCCAUAGUAGGUGGCUUUGGCUAGGUUGACUACACACUAACAAAAUUUGCUGCAGCCUUUGAGUCAUAUUCAUUGAGACAUUUUUGGGCACAGUGACCUAAUUUUCAUAAAUGUCACCAGACUGGAAUCUUGUCUAGUUGGGUUAACUUGUUUCCCAAAAUCAGAUCCAGUCAACUGAUCAGCAUGUAGAAGGUGUAUUUUGAAAACCCGUUGCAUAAAUGCACCCCAGUACUGUUCUACUUAACUCCGUGACCUCAGAGUCAAAGCAGAUCCCAAUGUAGAUCUUUAUUCCUCUCAUGUUCUAGAUCUUCACCCAUCCCUUCUUCCCUGUGGGGGAGUGGGGCGCCAUUUUGUGGUUUGCCUCAGGUGCUGAAAUGUCUUAGGCCAGCCCUGCUUAGAAGGAUCUUGCUUGUGGGAACUGUUUGGUAGUGUCUGCUGGCUUGGAUCUCAUAUGUGAAUAUUUUAUGUUGAGAUGUGGGAUUUAAAACACUCUCCUUCGUUUUCUAGCCAAGCGGAUCCAGUCAAAUGCCAAUUUUGUGAACAUACAAGACAAAUGCAACUGAACCUGCAGAAUGCAGACUAGGAUGAAAUAUUUAUAUACUGAUCUGAAAGCGAUUCAUUCUGGUUUAGGCUUGUGCUGUGAGGUAACAAAGAAAACAACAUGCAACUCUCGGAUGGGUCCAUUAAUUGAAAACGUUGGCGUAACACUGUAUGAUCUUCCUGCUAGAAACAGAUGUAUUUCCAGCUCCAUAUCUGCACUUGUGCUUUUGAGUCAUUUGCUUUCUGAUGGGUAGCUUUGGAACACAUUCCUGUCCUUCACAUUGGAUUGAUAGCAAUCCAGUUUUAAUUUCCACAUAUGAUGACUUUACAGGUUCAUAACCUUUGCUAUUGUUUAGUAACAUUCUUGCUUGUCACCAGUGUGUUUAUUUUUUUAAAAAGAAAGAUGUCAGAAAAUGAAAUUAGAUCUACUGCCAUAACUGAUUAUGAUACUUUGCAACUUUCAGUUCUCAUAUGUCUUAGGUAUGACCCCCUCAUACCAAAUCAUUUUUUGAAAUGCUGCUUAGCUCAUUGACAUAGUUUAUACACUUUGAAAUACUAUGCUGUUGGCAACAUAUAUGUCAAAACUACUGAUCAUCUGAAUUAUGUAAUCUUUGUGGAAUUUCGCUAUGGCAGAAACCUUAUUUCUCAAUCACUGCUAUGGAUGGGGUUCCAAGCCCUUGAAUGCUGUACUUCAGAGAAUUGUAUUUACAUGAAUCGGGGUUGUUUGAGAGUAGUAAUGGUGGAAAUUGCACUAGCUGAGGCAUUAAUGCUAAACAGGGUUCAUUGCUUUGCUCACCACCAAACCCAGUGUUUCUAAAAAAAGUGGCUGUAUAUUUAAAAGUACAUAGUAUAAAUAUAUUUCUUGGUACUACAGAGGUAUUUUUUGCUAUUUUUGUAUAUAUUGCCAUGGGGUAGUCGGAGUAAAGAAAAAUGAUUGGAGAUAAUGAGUGCUAGGCAACAAAUUAGUUGCCCUAGUGCAGGGAUUAGCCCUAGCACUGUGGGUUUUACCCUUUCCCCCCAUGCAGUUCCUAAAUCUGCUCCAGAGGGUUGGGGGAACUCCUGGAACCUAUCUAAGGGGUGUGCUAGAGGAUGACGGGGACAACAUUCUGCUGCACAGGGAGAAAUCCUUGCAGGAGUAGAACAGUCACCUUAGAACUGUGUUGCAUACAACCGUCUGAAUUGCUUGGCCUAGAACAUAUACGGGCUUACAGCAGAGGUUUCCAAACUGUGUGUCGUGACAAGUUAGUGUGUCAGCGGCAGUGUGUAGUUGUGUCGCACAGACACUCCCCGCAUUCCUCCCAGGGCUGGAAAGGGAGUGGGCAGCCCGCCGGUUUGCUAGUAAAAGUGAAUUACAAUGUUGCGAAACUGUGCAACUGUCUAAAAAGUAUGUCACCAACAUGAAAAGUUUGGAAAGCUCUGGCUUAUAGCCUAAACAAGUUCAUGUAUAUUUAUGGGAAGUAUUGGGGUUUUUUACACAGAUAUUUUAUGAAGAUUUCUGAAGUUGAUAGUAUUUUGUAGCAAAUGAGGCACCGAUUUUUCUGUCAUUUUAACAAGGUAUAAGCAAACUAGGACCUCUGAUUUUCAGGGUCUUAUAUUAAGGCAGAGCUUAGUGCACCUCUUGUUUUCCCCCCCUUGAAACCACUAUCGGACUAAACAUAAAAGUGUGAUGCUCAGCAGCUUCUCUUCUCUCAUCCUCCACUUCCCACUCCAUGGUUUCCUGUGGCUUCAAAUACAUUUAGAGCAGAAGUAUGUUAUGAGGUAUUGCACUGUUUUUACAGAUAUAUGUAAUUCAGCCUUUUGGUGCAAUUUGAAGGUGAAGACUGGUGUGGGGGUGGGAAUUUACCCUUUCCCCUUUCCUCCCUACUCCCAAUUAAAAAUGCUGCUUGUGUUAUUUACCUUUUCCAUAGUGGGAGUCAAGGCGGUUUUCCUCAAGGGGGGGGGGAGGGUUGAUGCUGUUCUCCACUCCAGAAUUCCACUUCAGAGGGCAUCCUGAGUGGCUGAAUUGUGUGAAAAGAAAGGAAGAAUAAUGAAGCUGCACAUGACAUGUAGUUCUAUCCUUGGAUUCAAAUGCUAAUGACACGAGGGAGUAAGUGGGACUGGCUUCCCACUGCUUGUGUUUGGAGUUUAUAUGAAUAUCACUGAAAUCUGGGCCAUCCUGGAUGUUAUAUGUGUGUGUGAGAGAGAACUGGAAUAAUUAGUGCUUAUUGUUGGGACACAAGGUUGAAGACACUGAUACUUGGCAGUCAAAAACUGCCACCCUGCAACCAACAUGGAAUAAAGUGGUAGAAAUCUGGACUCUGUCGCAGUUGUCUUUUUAAGAAAAAUGUCACAAGUAAAGCAACCGUGAGGCUUCUUUCUACCCCCCUAACAUAUUUUUGGAUUUCACUGUAGCUGUUACUAGAUUGGAGAUUUAGGAGCGGGUGAGAUUAAAACAUUGCAUUCUGACAGGGGGUCCGAUGGUCAAGAAGGCAGUUUCUGCACAUCCUGUGCGGAGGGAAAGAGGGGCAGAUGGGGCUCAUCAACCUGGUGAGGUAGCCCAUCUAGGAGAAGGAAAACUGAUCCUAAACCUUCACUGCCUUGUGGCUAUACUCACUCGUGAAAAAGGCUUUAGAAGUAACCCCCGAGGAAAAAUCCCUUGUGGGACACCUUCAGGAAAUGAAAAGUCUAAGGGGUAAAUGGCUCACAAAUCCGGAGUAGAGCUCCUAAGACAGUUGGAUGGCACCUUGUAUACCACCUCCUGACAACUCCUGCAGCCAAGCUGGUGCCACAUGUAUCGCUCGGCUUUCCUUUGGACCACAUAAGCCAGGCUAGGGGGUGGGUAUUGUUGUCUGGGCAGUCCAGGACCUCAAUGCACACUGCCCAGGCUUGCACCCCAGUGCAGCACCUUCAGUGCUGCUAAUGCUGCAAAAGCAAUUUGGGGGGCAGAGCAGUUAUGAGUUUCCAGUCUUUGCAACCACAGCAGGCACUGAUUCUCCAAUGGUUUGACUUCAGCCCCAGGCAGGUCCGUGCAGAAGGCGACAGGCAGUUGGGUACACUUGCCCUGGGCCUCGGAGGGCUAAGCCAGCCAGCAGACCCCACCAUGGACCGACUGCUUUUUUGUUUGAGUUUUAACUUUGUUCUAACAAGACUCCCACCCUGGGUGUCAGAAAAGCGCUGCAUGCGCCUGGCCCCAGAGACGCACUCCAUUGUUUCCUGAGACAGACAGAUGCCACCAACAACUUAUUUGGGGUGUGUGUGUGUGCAUGAACUUGAGAUUACUUCAGAAGCCCAGCCUCGCACCCGUGUGGACUGGCACACAAUCAGGUGAUAGGAAAACAUUUUGCCUUGUUAUAGUUUCAAGGUACACCUUACAAUUGCAGUAAUUGGAAAUGUAAUGACACUAUUGUAGCUCUGAGCAUUUGACAGCACUGCGCUAUUUUUUCCUGUGGAGUUAAUUAGUCUCUUCUUUGAUUAAAAAGACCCUAUGAGACGUUACCGGGGGCUUGGAAUUCUUAGGUUUAUUUCUGCCCAGGGCUGUGUGCAUGUAGUUGUUCGAUGGAUUCCCCCCCAGUGGGAAUUCUCAUGUGUACCUUACAACAGGGCUUAAUUGGAGCUUAGAUACACAUUUGCACUUUGUCAGUUCUGUCAGCACAAGCAUUUCAGUUUGCCUGAAAGAACGACCCCAUUCAACCUCCUGCAUGCUGUUCUGGGGGUUGUCCAGUCCUGAUUUGAGGUGGGGGUGCAGGGGAAGGGGGCAAAGUCCCACUGUGUUCUGGCACCUGCUAGCACACCUACAUAGUUUAACCCAGCCCAGGGUUUCCUAUACAUUGAAAACCCAACCUGAUGAUACGCUGGAUUCAUUUGCACCAAGCUUUUUCAAGCUGCAGGCUUUUGCUUCCAUUUGGACUUCAGUAGUAAAGUAUUCUCUGCCACCCACACUGGCAUGUUUGUUAAUUAUUACUGUUUCUCUCAGCCAUAGGCCCAGAAAGAGAGCUGGGGCUGUCCCAUUGUACAGCAUAAGGGAGUAUAGGCAAUGCUCUUUCAGAAUAGCAGCAGAAGGCCUGGAUGGAAAGCAUUUCAAGUGGGUUGUACUGUAAAUCCAAUGGAAGCACAAUGUGCCUGCUAAGUGUAUAAAGCUAAACUAUCCCACUAUGCAUAUACCUCUAACUGUCUUUUUUAAGCUGCCUUGGGAGGUCUCUGAACUGAAAGGCAGCAUAUUAGUACUUUAAAUAAACAACCAGGGUAUUUUAAAUAAUUAUAUCUGCCUAACAGGACGGAAGUUAGUAACACCCUGUUCCUAAAUACCUUUCAAGCAACCCAGGCAAAUGAAAACUUCAAUAAGCUACUUUGGGGGAACCCCGCAAUAAUUUAACAACAAACUAAUUUUGAUGAAAUAAAAAAAAUCUACCCAAGUGGAAGUGCAUCCAGUUGUGAAAUGCCACCGUACAUGCUUCCACCUUGAAACAUUUUGAUACGUUUGUCAAUUCUAAGUCAAAACUGUGUCUUGGUACUUGGUGCAGAAUUAUAAUAAAGGCAUUGGUGCAUACUUCCUCAAUCAAGUAAAUUGCCCUUUCUGAUUUUGAGUUUCUCCAAUCUCCUUAAGAGAUCCACAAAUCACUUAAGUUUACCUGCUGUUAAGAUUAGUUUUGUGGGAUCAGCAGCACUAAGCUACUUUAAGAUAGAAGUAUGCUGAAUUUCAGCCAGAAUAAAGUAGGAUUUCAUGUUGCAGAAUAUGCCCUUCAUGCAGGUAGGAUGGAAUAAUUGAGAAUAAAUUUUUUGGGUUUUAAGUUAUGUAAUGUUACCUGUAUGUUACUGAGAGAGAGAAAGGACAGACCACUUCUUACUGUUUUUAAAGAGUUGACUACUUUUGUACCUAUUGCAUUCAGAUUUCAAGAUGCUUGGAUUUAGCCAACUACUGCCCUUAAUAGCAUUACAUUGAUCUGAGGCAUCAUAUGAUGAGGAGCGGCUCAAUGCAAUCUUUCAUUCAUGCUGAGAGCCCGUGUGUGUGUGUAAAUCUUCGGAAUGACAGCUUUGCUCUCAUAAGCAGUGGCUUUUUGAGCGCAUUCACAUUAAGUAGGUCUCAAAGUCAUUACUCUUGGGGAUGGGGGUUAAGCACUUAAAAAGAAAAAGCUGCUUUAUGAUUUUCCUAGUUGCUAAGCCAAAUGAAAGUCCUCAUGUGAUUUUUGUUGUUCUUGUUUCAACUUAAGAGAAUGAAAGACAACUUGUUUCUAAACUUACAAGGUUAUUCUUUUGUGGUAUAAUGCUGUUUCUCUCCACAUGAUUUAAAAAUUUACAUUGUGCAUUCAAAUUUUUUUAUUAUUAGACUUUACCCAUUUUAUUUUUGUACCUACUCUCCAUGAAAAAUUCAGCAAAUAAGCAGCAAGAACUAUGCAGAAAAAUAUUUUUUUUGUAAUGCUAUCAGGUAUAAUAAUUCUUUCUUUGAAACAGCUUUGUGUAAUUGGGUUACAGGAAUUGCCAGCUUUUGGGGGCCCAUGAUCACAUUUUGGAAUCAAUAUUUUGCUGAAGGUGCUGUCACAAAAUGGUUGCCGAUGUGGGCAUGGUCAAAUGCACCCAAACUUUAGCCCUCUUCCUCUCUCCCAAGACACACAAACCAGCCUCAGAGAGAAGAGGAACAAAUCCCCAUUCCCAGAGGGGACAUGCUCCACUUCUUUCCUUGCUGCCUCUGCUUCCCACAAAUUUAUGUUUUCCUCUCUGUCCUUUUGAAAACAUUUUCUACAGGGCACUCUCCCUCCUUCCAGCUUGGGUGCAGAAGUUAGCCUGGGGGAAAAUGCAUAGAGAGAGAAAGUGGGAAUUAUGCAAAUCCUACUCCUUUGAUCAGUUCUAUGUGCUGUUUAUGGAGUAGCUGCUCCCUUCUGCAUCUGAUGGAGGGGAGAAAAAAAUGUUGGGGAAGCACAAGAAGCUUUGGAGUUGCUGGGGGAAGUCAGGAUAGGUGCAAUUAAUCCCCCUGGCAUUAGGUUGGUGAUUCCUGAGUUAACAGUUAUCUACCUCAUUGGUAAGAAAACCAACUGAUGAAGAAUGUCACAGAUGAGUAUUGGUCUUGCAAAAAACAUAGUCAAAAUAUUGGUGUCUUACCACACAAAGUUCCCUUGUGUUUAAUCUUGUGAUUAACGGUGAUGAAAGUAUGGUUUUUCCACUGUGUGUACACAAAGUGGGUACACAUGCAUUGAUUGGGUACACUCCAGUCACUGCGUGGAACAGGGAUGGGAAAACUCUGGCGGAUGGGUGUUGUAGUUCCAUAUCAUUGGCCAUGCUAGCUGGGGCUUUAUUAGUCAUUUAUAUCCUUUUCAGGAUACAGAUCUUCCCAGCUGAUGGGAGCUGAAGUCCAACAUCUCCUGGUGUAAGGGAGAAGUAAGGGGUGGUACGAUGCGGCUCUCAGCUGUACUAACUUCAUUUACAGUUUCUGUCUGACAUGUGCCCAGGCUACUGCCUUACUGGCGUAGAUAAAAGGUUGAGUGUAGUUGUAAAUUUGAAACUCACUGUGGGAAGUGACCGUAGCACAGAGCAGGGAAUCCUGGUGAUGGAGAGUCACCUGCACUUCAUAAUUUACAACUGCAUUACUGUUUGGUGGGUAUGGUAAGAGGACAUGCAUGUUCUGCCACAGCUGCCUCUGUUAUAUGCAGCAGAUAAUGCAUACAGGAGUGCAUACAGAAAACGGGUUCGCUGUGGCCUUGGCGCAGACGCACACAAUCAUGUCCUGUGCUUAUUGGAUGGGUAUUGAAUCUCAGAAAAAAAUGAAACCAUACAAACAAAUCGGAGAGGAAUAGCCCAGAAUUGUUAAGCCAAAACCACACCCCUCCCCUACAAAACAUUACGCUGUAAACUAGAUAGAAAAUAGAAGAAUUGAUUUGUAAAACUCAUAUAUUUGUUGGUUGCAACCAGACCAACCGUUUCUCAGGGAGGCAGAAAUACGUUGGACUUUUCCCUUAUCAUCUGGUUUAAUAAGGCCCUGCAUAUUGCAAUUUCAUAAAAAUUGACUCGUUUUACACGUGUUUCACGAGACACUACUAAGCCAAUGGAGUAAGCCAAUGAUGUCCAGUAUAGUAAAAAACAAAUUCAUGGCUGGUGUGUUCCCACUAAAUUUGAUUUUAAUUGGCGUUAGCCUUUUCUGCUUCCAUGAAAAUAAUAUUCCAAUUUUCUUGCUUGGAUGAAGACUUUCUAUGUUAUGGUGCAUCACAGAUCUGUAGUGGCCAGUCACCACUUGGUUCUUUGUUUUGUUAUAUUGUAGAAUGUUUUGAUUACGUAAUAAAGUCUUUAAAGAAAA